Punctularia strigosozonata HHB-11173 SS5 is the source of this 477-nucleotide messenger RNA. RefSeq lists its product as uncharacterized. The transcript is spliced from 2 exons. The record is from RefSeq and is a predicted model, not a curated record. Bases 1 to 477 code for a protein of 158 amino acids. Lineage: Eukaryota; Fungi; Basidiomycota; Agaricomycetes; Corticiales; Punctulariaceae.
AUGCUGCCCAAACUUGAAACAGCCGCGGCGGCGCUUACCGCUGCCGAAGUCUACGAAGCUUUUACAGCUUGGCUCCGGAGCGGUACCUGCGGAUCUAUGAGUCACUACGUGCAAGGCAACGUACUCCGAAGCAAGCAACGAGAUGCCUCCAUGCGAUCAGAGAGCGAUAGCAGGCUGCGUGGACUGUCGGCCCAUAAACUUCGGAACAAAAACUCGUAUUUCAGCAACUUCAGAAACUUGGGCUCUGCCCCCUCUGCCCCCGAGGAUGGCGCCGCACUCAACGAUACGAUGACCUGGAAAGCUCGCGACGAGCAGGACAUUGCCAACAUGUCACACUAUCUCGGUGCACAAAGGUCCGACAUGCCCCCGCCAUCCCCCUCGCCUGUCAUGGACACAGACGGAGCACCGAAGUUUGAUACAGACUUCAAUUCCUCUGCAUUCACUACGGCGCGUUUCGUUCAACAACGUGUGGCUUAA